Octodon degus (degu) is the source of this 1810-nucleotide messenger RNA. RefSeq names its product homeobox A4 (gene Hoxa4). Gene Ontology annotation, biological process: anterior/posterior pattern specification; embryonic skeletal system morphogenesis; regulation of transcription by RNA polymerase II. The record is from RefSeq and is a predicted model, not a curated record. Gene Ontology annotation, cellular component: nucleus. Gene Ontology annotation, molecular function: DNA-binding transcription factor activity, RNA polymerase II-specific; RNA polymerase II cis-regulatory region sequence-specific DNA binding. The coding region runs from base 88 to 801 and encodes 237 amino acids. NCBI's taxonomy places the organism in Eukaryota, Metazoa, Chordata, Mammalia, Rodentia, Octodontidae. The transcript has 3 exons.
GGAAGCGAGCGAGAGGGGGAGGGGCCUCCGCGAGCCCAGAAAAACGACAACGCGAGAAAAAUUAGUAUUUUUGCACUUCACAAAUUAAUGACCAUGAGCUCGUUUUUGAUAAACUCCAACUACAUCGAGCCCAAGUUCCCUCCCUUCGAGGAGUACGCGCAGCACAGCGGCCCGGGCGGCGGAGACGGAGGCCCGGGCGGGGGGCCCGGCUACCAGCCCCCCGCACCCGCGACCCAGCACCUGCCGCCGCCGCAGCCCCAGCUCCCUCACGCAGGCGGCAGCCGCGAGCCCCCCAGGCGCUGCGAGGCGGCCCCCGCCACCCCGGGCGUCCCGGCAGGGGGCAGCGCCCCCGCGUGCCCGCUGCUGCUGGCGGACAAGAGCCCGCCGGGCCUGAAGGGCAAGGAGCCCGUGGUGUACCCCUGGAUGAAGAAGAUCCAUGUCAGCGCCGUGAACCCCAGUUAUAACGGAGGGGAGCCCAAGCGCUCCCGAACAGCCUACACCCGGCAGCAAGUCUUGGAGCUGGAGAAGGAGUUCCAUUUUAACCGAUACCUGACCCGGCGGCGUCGCAUAGAGAUCGCCCACACGCUCUGCUUGUCUGAACGCCAGGUCAAGAUCUGGUUUCAGAACCGGAGAAUGAAGUGGAAGAAAGAUCACAAACUGCCCAACACCAAGAUGCGAUCCUCCAACCCAGCCUCCACCCAGGCCUCUUCAGGCCCGCCAGGGAAAGCACAAACUCAGAGCCCGCACCCCCAUCCGCACUCCCUCCCUGGUGCCUCCACCCCCAUCCCUUCCUCCAUGUAAUCUUCUAGACACCUAGUUCAGUUUCCCUCCCUUACCUGCCUUUCUGUUCUCCUACACUUUCCCCCUUCUACUCCUCCCCCUGUCUCUGUAUUGUAACAGACACCAAAAUAAAACCCAGCUUGGUGAAAAGGAUAACCAAAAGGAAGACAUUAUCCCCGGUAAGAGAAUGAGCUGGUUGCCAUGCCAGAGAGGACAAUUGUUGAGGAUGCUGUUUGGUGGAACAAUCUGCUGGACUGAAGAAGGCUGCCAAGUUUGGAUACCUGGGAAGGACCACUUGGCACCAGAUACCUUUGAGAUGUCUGAAGUCAGCUGGACAGUGCACGCUGACUGGGGACGCGUAUAUUUGUGCAAGCCGAAUAAAACAGACCCUUCCCCACCUUCUUUAUCUUUUCCCUCAUCCAUUAAGGCAGCUCAUACAAGGUUGUAAUGAACUGAAUAAAUGAGUAGAUACUGUGGACCUCACAAGAUUAUUUAAUUCCCAAAAUGCAUAGACUCAUGGUAGGUGUGACUGUUAGUUUCCCUUUCUUGCAUUUAUUUAAGAUAUUGUUAUUGAGAUAUUGUUGUCGUACUCUGGGGAACUAUCUCUGGGAAGAGGGGGAUGCAUUUAGACCCAUGUGCAACUGUACAAAUUGUGAUAUGGCUGUAUAGAAAGCCAUGUGCUAAGAAUAAACUUCAUUUUAAAAAGUAUUAAAAAUCUAAGAGACAGAUGUGUGUGUUUCCUAAGCUUUUCAUUAAAAAAACAAAAUCUUAAACAAACAAUUCCUCUGGAUUUCUGACUUUGCAUGUAGAAAACCUUAUAAAUGGUUGAGCUGUGUUCACAUGGAUUCUGACUGCGCACAUAAUUUGUGCUAGAGUGUGUGUGUUCAACUUGAGCUGAACUCUUGUCAAGCUUGACCCAGUGUGGAAAUGUUCCAAAGAGCAAGGAGGCUCUUGAGCUCUGAGAGGGCUCCUCUUCUUCCCAAACUUGGCCAGGCUUUCAGGCUUCAAGUCUCUGUAAGGCAUAGGAACG